Erinaceus europaeus (western European hedgehog) is the source of this 1110-nucleotide messenger RNA. RefSeq names its product glycosylphosphatidylinositol anchored high density lipoprotein binding protein 1 (gene GPIHBP1). The transcript is spliced from 5 exons. Bases 115 to 750 code for a protein of 211 amino acids. Gene Ontology annotation, molecular function: acetylcholine receptor inhibitor activity. The record is from RefSeq and is a predicted model, not a curated record. Lineage: Eukaryota; Metazoa; Chordata; Mammalia; Eulipotyphla; Erinaceidae.
CUGGAGCCUUGGAGCAGGAGAAGUCCAUUGUUUGAGCUGAAGCUGGGGGGGCCUGCAGGAAGCCCCUGGCCAUGCCCUGUGUCCCACUUCCUGCAGAGCUAGAGCAGUCACAGCAUGGACCCCGGCAGGAUGAAGGUGCUCACGGUGGUCCUGCUAGUCCUGCUGCUGUUGGGACUCCCAGUUCCCCUGCACAUAGUGGAGCUCCACCGCCUAAGGAGAGAGCAAGUGCUGGACUUGACAGAGGAUGAGGAUGAUGUGGACCCUGGGCUGGAAGGCUAUGAUGAUGAUGACGAAAGUGAGGAGGAAGAGGCUGCCAGCAGCAGAGCACUGCUGCAGUGUUACUCGUGCCAGUCUUUGCACCGCCAGGAGGGCUGCAGUCUGCAGCAGAACUGCAGCUCCCGGCAAGCCUUCUGCAAAGCCCUCAUCUCCCACAGUGAGACAGGGUCAGGGCCCCUGACUACCUACUCUGCCUGGUGUUCUGACACCUGCCAGCCGGUCACCAGGACAGUGGAGAGGACCCUGAUGACUAUCAUCUGCUGCCAGUCCACCCUCUGCAACACCCCUCCCUGGCAGGACCCACCGGGCAUCUCCUGUUUGGCCUCUGGUUCCUGGGAUCCUGAAGACACCACUCUUCCUCACCCCUGCCUUGCACCCUGGCCCACAGCUCUGGUCCCUCUGUCCCUUCUGCCCUGCCCCACUAGCUGUGGGGGAUACACUCAGCCUGUUGUAAAGAUGCUAGGUGCAGGCUAGGGAGGAGCAUAAUGGUUAUGCAAAAGACUUUAAUACCUGAGGCUUUGAGUUCCCAGGUUCAAUUCCCAGCACCACUAUAAGCCAGAGCUGAACAGUGCUCUGGUCUCUCUCUCUGUAUCUUCCUCUUUGUAGCUCUCUUAUUAAAAAAUGAAAUAAAGCGUGGGUGGGGGGUGAGAGUACAGGUCCAAAAAGGGUGACAGAGGACCUAGUGGGGGUUGUAUUGUUAUGUGGAAAACUGGGAAAUGUUACGCAUGUAUAAACUAUUGUAUUUACUGUCGAAUGUAAAACAUUAAUCCCCCAAUAAAGAAAUGAAAAAAAAUAAAGUAAAAUCAUAAAUAAAAUAAAAUAUAAAUUAAAAAA